Alternaria atra is the source of this 1659-nucleotide messenger RNA. RefSeq lists its product as uncharacterized. Gene Ontology annotation, cellular component: mitochondrion. The coding region runs from base 1 to 1659 and encodes 552 amino acids. NCBI's taxonomy places the organism in Eukaryota, Fungi, Ascomycota, Dothideomycetes, Pleosporales, Pleosporaceae. The transcript has a single exon. Gene Ontology annotation, molecular function: GTP binding; GTPase activity. The record is from RefSeq and is a predicted model, not a curated record.
AUGUCGUUCGCUCGUCCGCAUAGCCUAAGCGGUACGCUCACGCCGUUUUUGUAUCCCGCCUUUUUGCAGGUGCCACUUGCCUCGGCUGCGCGCAGAUGUCCGCUUCGCAAACGAUUUUCGAUCCAGCUCAGAUGUAACUCUACGUCUGCUGAGCAGCCCGAUGCUCAUCCGAAUGCGCGACUAGACCCCACAGCAGACGAUUAUGCUCUCACGCCUUUUGCCGACCGAUGCAUCCUUACUGUUGAAGCUGGUGCCGGCGGCCACGGCUGUGUCUCAUUCUUGCGCGAGAAAUACAUUGAAGAAGGGCCCGCAAAUGGCGGCGACGGUGGCAGUGGAGGUAAUGUCUACAUACAAGCAGUUCGUGGCGAGACAUCGCUACACAAGCUUGCACGCCGGCGACAGAUCAAGGCUGGUAGAGGGCGCAACGGGCAGGGCAAGGUCAAAGGUGGCGAGCGGGGGACGGACGUCUUGAUCACAGUGCCAGUAGGAACCAUUGUGCGCGAGUUGCAGAGACAUGAUCCAGUUGCCAUCAUGGAGGAGGAGCACUGGAAGAUGGAGCAAGACGAAGACGCGGAAGAGUUGGAGGAGGGGCAGCCAAGCUACAGAAGAGAUCGAUGGCUGGUCUAUCCCGGCACUAUACCCUCGGAGCUGAGCAGGAUCAAGUUCCCUAAGCUCCCUCCGCCACGACGAUCGCAUCUUGCAGCCCUCGAACCGGAAGCGCCUAUGUGGUUGGACCUGGACAAGCAUAUGGAGACGCCUAUGUUGAUUGCGGCAGGAGCGAUGGGCGGGUUGGGCAACCCACACUUUAUGACACCCUUCAACAAUAGGCCCAAGAUGGCUACGCGUGGAGACGAGGGCUUGAAGAUAUCGUUGCAGUUGGAAUUGAAGAUUCUGGCAGAUCUAGGACUGGUAGGGCUACCCAAUGCUGGCAAGAGCACGCUUCUUCGAGCUUUGAGCAAUAGCCGUGCGCGAGUCGGCAACUGGGCCUUUACAACCCUCCAGCCGAAUGUCGGUACUGUCGUUCUGGACGACCACAAGGGGCGACCACUCGUCAGAUCACGCAGACCGAAUGGAGAGCUGCGCGAGAACUUCACCAUCGCAGACGUGCCCGGACUUAUCGAAGACGCGCAUCUAGAUAAAGGACUUGGACUGGGCUUCUUGCGACACAUUGAACGCGCCGCAGUGCUCGCUUUCGUCAUCGACUUGUCUGCUGGCGACUCUGUCGCGGCGCUCAAACUACUCUGGCGUGAAGUGUCCGAGUACGAGACUUUACGCGGCAAGGAGCUGAACGCGGAGACGGAGCGCAGGAUGGUGACAUACAGGCCCGCUGGUACCAGCACGCCCCCAAGUGACGCGUCUGAUCUCAUCGACGCGCCGCAUUUGGACCCGUCGCCAAAGCCUUUGCCCUUCCUAACUAGUACACCGAUCUCGUCGAAGCCUUGGUUUGUUGUCGCGACAAAGGCCGAUUUGCCGGAUACACAGGCUAACUUUAAGGCUCUUCGCAUAUAUCUGGAAGAAGUGAGCAAGGGCGCGCAACCUCAUCCUAGCAACCGCAAGCAUGCAUGGCGGCGCAAUGUACAGGCUGUGCCGAUCAGUGCAAUACAAGGCGAAGGUGUGCAAGUCAUUCCACAAUUGGUUAUGGACUUAUUGGAGGAGUAG